AUGGCAACAACAGCAGAUUUGGUAGAGUUGCGGUUAGCAUCUAUCAAAACUGCUGUCAAAUCGACUUCGACCUGUACGACGUCAACAUUGGCGUCUCUACAAUCACUGCUACAACCUACGCCGCCAGCCGGUGAGAAGACAAAAUCAGCAAAGAAAAUUCAAGCGACUACUUCUACAAAGUCUGUUACGCGCACAAAAUCGACCCGAUUGCGCAAUCCUCCAGCCACAGUCAAAGUAGACGUGUCGCAAGCUCUUCAAGAUGAAGCGCUGUCUUCACAACAGAGACUUGUUUUGGCGACCGAAGUCUUCAACAUAGCCUCCAAAGCACUAUCCGAUGCCUUACAAAGGAAUUCAGGCCCAAAAACUCCUUUGCAACCGACUUCCCCUAAUCAGAUCGUGUCACCGGCAAAGAAAUCCUCGAGCAAAACAUCGAAACCAACGCCCACCGGGUACGGAUCGCCCGAAAACGGUCUAUUGGCGAUUGCUGAGUGUGCUAUACUUGCCCUCACGACCCUACGGAAUCUAAAAGGCGGAAACUCUUCCAAGACCGAUAGCGGGAAUUUACAAUUGGAACAAGGCGCAUGUAUUUUAGCAGGAAGGUUGAUAGCGCUUGGGGUCAAUGACCUUGCUUAUAGGGAAUUGAGAGGUCUGAAGAAACGGCUGCAAGAAAUCAUCAUACUUCUAUCGUCAAAAACUUUGAAGGAGCGUUCCACCCAAGAUGUGAAAGCAGACUCCGCUAAAGAAACAACGGCAGAACUCCUGACAUUUUCACACGUCGACUCUGCAGGCCCAGUACUAGCUUUACUAUUUCCCUUCCAGUCGCAUAUAUUGAAACUGAUAGCCGCGGAGAGGAAGACUUCGGCGAUCGAAAAGGCGUGCAAAGCUUUAUCCACAACCAAUCCAAGCAGCCCUGCAGGGGUUAUUAUGCGAUGUCUCGAGGCUGGAAAUCUCAACAAAGACAAGGCCGCAUUACAGCUACUAUCAACGUCCAAUAUUAUCCUUUCUCUAUCUUCUAUGCUGCAGAAAGCAGCUGGAUCAACGACCGAUUCGACAACAACCCGCGGCACACGACAUUUUUCUGCCCUUACUUUACAGCUCGUGUCAAUGGAAUACCGAAUCAUUUCAUGGGAACUAUCCGGACACACAGGCGACUCGAAACGUGAAUUUCUUGACCCUCUAUCACGGUUCCUUGAUGCUUUUGCCAAUUCCGACUCGAUGGUCGACUCUUCGGGGUUCACAGCACUCGGCACAAUUGUGCAACGAUUGCAGUCUAAGAUGGCAAAAUGCGCCAUGAAAGGAACUACAAAUUCUUGGAGGAUAUCAUACUGUCUUGGAAAGAUAGCCCAAGAAGCUUCAUGCUUCAAAGAAUCCUUGAAACAUUUUUCAUCUGCGGCUGAAAGGAUAACCGAGGAUGAUCCCAUGGCUUUGAAUCUGAUUCAAUGCAGAAUCGCCAUUAUCUAUUUGUAUCUUUUCAAGAACAACAAAGUUUAUCCAUCGGUAGUCGAAUCGCUUGCAACUGCAGCAUUAGGAUUGAAGUCCGCCAAUAGAGGUAGCGCUAGCGACUUAGAAGCACUUCUCGUGGAAUCGGCCAGGUUGAAGAAGAUAGCCAUGGCGAAGCUGGGCGAACUACUUUCUUCAGAUAAAGACCUUCCUAAGGGGAUGCUCAUGUCUACGACGGACUUUCUUCAUGCGUUCAUCCGCUUUCUAAGACGAUAUAUCAACCGCCAGCAACCCAAUGCCGCAGAAGGCGAGACGGAUGUACAGUUGCAGGCACUAAGUAAUGCGAAAAACAUUAUCGUCGCUGCUGCCGAGUCUGCAAUCGCGUUGGGCAAAAUGUCACUUUUGAAUCAGUUGCCACCGUGGGGGGAUUUACAGCCGAUUUUCACAGAUUCUGCACGACUACUUAACAGCUUCGAACAACUUGAUACAGAUGAUAGAGAAGAGGGACUUGACUGGCGAAGUACCCUUGUGAAAUUAUCCAACCUCUUUUGGUCUCGCUACCUCAAGAGAAAGGAAUCAGGCGCAGGUUAUGAAGAGCUAAUCCCAUUGUUGGAUCAAUCUAUUAGUCUAUUGCGAGAUUGUCCCCUAAUGUACAAAAUCACUGGAUUCACAACUUUGAAACUGGAAAGAUUGGCUCAUCUUUACCUGGAUGCAAGGAUGGGCGCCAAAUCCAUUGCCUGUUUCGAGAGGUCUAUACAAGAGUAUAUCGACGCCGGGAUACUUGAACAGCAAAUAGCAUAUCUUUCAGGAAAGCCGCCUCAUGUUUGUCUCCAAGAUUCCAAGAGCCCAGGCUUUAACCUUACGCGUGCUCUAUCUUCUUACCUCAAGAUGCAACUUCGCAGACCGGCGAAAGAUGAAAUCGGCAUUUUUGAAGGCAAGCAUUUAGGUGUUAUACCUCGAAGCUUCCUCCUGGAAUGGCAGCUGAGUCUCUUGGCCAACUUCUCUAGUCACGAUUUGGCCUGCGAAAAGUUCAAAGGCAUGUUCCAGGGGCUGUUAUCUGAAAUCUUAUCGACCUUCUCCAGUGAAGAUUAUGUUGCCCGCCGUCUUCGUGUUAUACGGUUAGUGCUUCGCUUUGCACUCGACCAACCAGAUCGACUUGAAACUUCGAUCACCGAAUCUUUGGCCCAAGAUGCUCAACUACAUCUAUCAAACCUUUCACCUGAGGCACAACAUGAACCAUAUGUACCAUUUGUGACAAACUCCCUGAAGCUACUACUAUUGCUCCGCGACGGUGAAAUGAAAGAAGAUGACUUCCAAGACAUUAUAGCUUUUUGGGCUUCGACAUUACGGGAUUGCAAAGAUUGGAAAUCUGUUCAGGCUGUCAUCGAUGAUCAUGAAAUUCUGCUUGCUCAAACACAAGCAGCUUCGGACUUUCUUGAGGCGCGCGGAUACUGGAAGUUACAGUUAGCAGCAUCUGAGAUCACUCUUCGUAUCUACGAAGUACAAGAAUCUCGAAAUAACUCUUCCCUGAUAUUGGCUCUUUCAAGCUGUGCCUUGCAGUAUUGCCGCCUCGGAGAUCACAAAGCAGCUCUCGACCUUCUUGACCGUGCUAAACGACGCUUGCUUAGUGGAGAUAUAUCAUACUACGCACUCAUCACUUACCAUCUGGUUCUUGUGGAAUACAACAUGGAAGCCAACAACAUCGAUGGCGCAGAAAUAGCACUUCGAGAAGCCCAGGAACUUUUUCGUAGCAAGGAAGCUUCGGAGGAAGUGCAGGGAAGUCGCGGCCAAUCCAAAAUGGCAUGGGAGCGGUUGAUUGCUGAUGGAGCUCUGCUUUGCUCUCGCCUAGCCGACCAGAAAAAGUGCUUGAGUGAAGCAUUGUAUUAUGGUAAAUUGGCUGUUCGACUGAGUACGCGUUUAUGGACAAAGCUAGAACGUUCAGCUGGUCGGAAGAAGGAGUUGGACAAGUCGGCAGAUCGAAUGUCAGAUGUGGACUUUGUGAUUGAUGGCGUUGCAAAUAUUGACCUUUCUGGUGUCGUUACGCCAACGACGUGGACAUAUGCGCAAGGUGCGGUUUUCUGGAAGCACGUGGCCUCGCAUAACGCUUGCUUUUUGAAUCUCAUGCGUCUUUCUGCCUAUAAUGGUCUGUUCCAGGACGCCAUUUACUAUGGUGAACAGGCACUCAAGGUGAACGAAACUCUUGGGAUUUCGGUCCGUUUACUCACAUGCCAAGCUGAACUUGGCCUUGAGUGGAUCAGAGGUAAUCAUCUGAAGGAUGCCAGGACUGUUCUCGAGGCUGCCACAAAACUAUCAGAAGGCUUGAUCAACAGCGUUGAAACGGUGAAGUUAAAAAUAAGCCAAGCUGCCUUGAGUAGAUAUCAAGGAAACUACAAAGAGGUUUUACGUCUCUUGUAUGAGGCUGAAGCUAUGCUUGAUCGAGCUUCCGACGUUCGACUCGAUCCUUUAAUCAAUGUCAAAUCAUCUGUUGCUGCUCUUGAAGAGAAGAUGUCUCUUUUGAAAAUACCUCAAGCUAGCGUUCAGAAGGAGACGAAAAGAUUGACCACCCGGACAACUCGGAGAACCAAAGGGACGCCAAAAUCGACCGAUAUCGAGGAGACUACAGUCGCGCCAACAGUCAAAGUCCUACCUCGUUCUCAUAUUAUAUUGUGGAACGAAAUAAUCAGGCAGCAAAUUCAUGCCUUGUUAGCUGUUGAAGACCUCGAUGGGGCCUCACGUUUACUUCAAAUUGCUAGAGACACCUCUCCUAUAGCCACGCAAAUCUCGAUACAAAUCGAAGAGACGGAGCACUUACUUGCUGACGCCAUGAAAAGCAUUGCUGCGCAUGCAGUAUAUUGUGUUCUGCCCGAGUCGACUCUGUCUAUGCCUUCAAUCGAAGCAAUGAUAUCAGCCACAAAGGUGGCGGCAGCUAGAAGCAAGACGCCGGUUACAAGAAAGGGAAAAUCUACAGCCAAGGAACCGGCACGUGCUACGAUAGUUGCGAAGAAGGAGUCUAAUGUUGCCGAAAUCAUGUCUCGAGCGAGAAGCGCAAUUAGCGCCACUGUCAAAGAGGCUGUUUCUACAGGGUCGACAGUAGAAGGUCAUAUUGCUUCGAGUCUCAUGGGUCGUGUCUCAAUGCUUUCACAUGCAACGACACCGGGACUUGUCGAUGAAGAUAUAUUGGCCCCAGUAAAUGCGAAUGAACUCGGCCGUAUUACUGCCUUUGAUCGUGAGCGUCUUGCAAUUUCUAUCGACAAGUGUCUUUCUGGUUAUUCUGACCCGAUGAGUUGGCCUGAGAAUGUGCUACCUGAGACUAGGGAGAAGGCGGACAUUAUUGCCAACUUCACACAAGAUUAUGUGGACAUUCUACCUAAUGGCUGGAAUGUCUUGUCCAUCUCUUUGAAUUCUGACCGCACCGAAUUUAUCAUCUCUCGCAUGUCUUGUGACGGCUCUCCAUUCCUCCUCCGUCUGCCACUUAAACGAAGCGAGGAGGGAAAUCAAGAUGAAGACGAUUUCACGUUCGACUGGGGAAAGCAUGAAAUGACGGAGAUUAUCAAACUUGCAAACGCCAGUGCUCAUGAUGCUAAAACUCGAAUCGACAAAAACUCAAAGAAGGAAUGGUGGGCUACGCGUGAGUCGCUUGAUCGUCGACUCGAAACUCUUUUAGAGAAUAUAGAAAAUAUAUGGCUAGGGGGGUUCCGUGGUAUUUUUGACACGCUUCCUCGAGACUCGACGAUUUUGGCGCAAUUUGCGGGCUCGUUCGAAAAGGUGCUGAACAAGCAUUUACCAUCACGACAAAAGUCCAAAGACAGGAAAGAAAAGAUCAAGAUUCAUGAAAACGUGCUUAGCCUUUUCAUUGGUCUCCGCGAUCUUGACAAACAAGAAAACCCGGAAGACUCGAUUUUGGACUUGCUAUACUUUGUUGUCGACAUUCUUCAAUUCCAAGGCGAGCGCAAUGCGUAUGACGAGAUCGACUUUGAUGCGAUGGUCAUUGACACGCUUGACAUUUUGAACAGCUUACACUCUAAUAGCGCGGGUCAGUGGGCGCGACCCAACCACACCAUCCUGAUAUUGGACAAGUCUUUACAUUCUUUUCCAUGGGAGUCGUUGCCAUGUCUGCAUGGACUUCCUGUAUCUCGCAUGCCGUCUCUGGAGUGUUUGCGCGAGCGAAUCGUCUCAUUCCGGUCGUUGGAAGAAUCGUCGGAUGUAGCGUUCGAGGUUAACCGUCACAACGGCCACUUCAUUUUAAAUCCAAGCGGAGACUUGAAAUCAACACAAAACACGUUUGAAGAGGGACUGUCACAGAGACAAGGCUGGUCGGCUGUCAUUGGACGGACUCCUUCCGAAGAGGAGUUUAAGGCUGGCCUAGAGCAAAAGGAUAUUUUUCUUUAUUUCGGUCACGGAAGCGGUGCGCAAUACAUUCGUGGACGCACGAUCAAACGGUUGGACAGAUGCGCAGUGGCCUUUCUCAUGGGCUGUAGCAGCGGAUGUCUGACGGAAGCCGGCGAAUUGGAACCUUACGGGACACCAAUGAACUAUAUGCAAGCUGGAUCGCCUGCCUUGGUUGCUACGUUAUGGGAUGUGACGGACAAGGAUAUUGAUAGAUUUGCGACAAGCACGUUUCAGCAAUGGGGCCUAAUGCCUGGGGAUGAGGAUGGUAGUGGAAACGGGAGGGGCAAGAAGAAGUCCAAGGAGAAGGAUACUGAUACAGGUACUGAAUCGUCUGCACUGGAUGAAGCGGUCGCGCGAUCUCGCAGCUCGUGUUUGUUGAAGUAUUUGAACGGAGCGGCGCCUGUAAUUUAUGGUAUUCCUGUAUAUCUUAGCAACGCUGCCCCUCACGAGCACCAUCCCGAUAAAUUUUCUCCUUUCAUUCUCAUCCUCAACCACACCUCCAUCUCAAUUAUCGACAAGAUACUGACUAGUGAAAACAAAAUGGCAGUAACAACAAAAGCAACCAUAGCCUCCUUCGGCGGCAAACUGCUCAAACUAAGCCACAAUGCUAAAACCACCAACUGCGAAAUGAGCUUCAACCUCUMCCUMCCUCCUCAAGCCGCGAGCCAAAAGGUGCCACUAUUGAUAUACUUGAGUGGACUGACAUGCACGGCCGAUAACUGCUCUGAAAAGGGCUUCUUUCAGCACGGCGCGAGUAAGAAGGGGAUUGCCGUGUUGUAUCCUGAUACCAGUCCACGUGGUCUGAACAUCCAAGGCGAAGACGAUGCAUACGACUUUGGUUCCGGCGCCGGCUUCUAUGUCGACGCUACACUCCCGCCCUACAACAAAGGGUAUAAUAUGUACAGCUACAUAACCGAGGAAUUGCCCGCGACAGUCUUUGAGGCGUUUAAGGAUCAGAUUGAUUCUAGUAGAGUUAGUAUUACGGGUCAUAGUAUGGGUGGCCAUGGGGCCCUGACUCUCUUCCUCCGCAACCCUGGCAAAUACAAAUCCGUCAGCGCAUUUGCGCCCAUCACCAACCCCAUCAACUGCCCCUGGGGUCAAAAGGCGUUUACGGGCUACUUCGGCUCCGACGCCCAAGAAAAAUGGAAACAGCACGAUGCCACCGAACUCGUCAAGACCUGGAAAGGUCCUCUUAACGUUCUCAUCGACGUCGGAACAGGCGACAAUUUUUACAAACAGGGUCAAUUACUGCCCGAAAACUUUGCAAAGGCCGCUGAAGAGGCAGGCGUAAAAGGGGUUGAGAUUCGUUAUCAGCCGGAUUAUGAUCAUAGUUAUUAUACUAUGGCGACGUUUUCGGAUGAUCAUGUUGAGCAUGCUGCUAAGUAUUUGUUUUAG
Talaromyces amestolkiae is the source of this 7224-nucleotide messenger RNA. RefSeq lists its product as uncharacterized. The record is from RefSeq and is a predicted model, not a curated record. Gene Ontology annotation, molecular function: S-formylglutathione hydrolase activity; cysteine-type endopeptidase activity; protein binding. Gene Ontology annotation, biological process: meiotic chromosome separation; proteolysis; formaldehyde catabolic process. Gene Ontology annotation, cellular component: cytoplasm; nucleus; mitotic spindle pole body. The transcript is spliced from 5 exons. NCBI's taxonomy places the organism in Eukaryota, Fungi, Ascomycota, Eurotiomycetes, Eurotiales, Trichocomaceae. The coding region runs from base 1 to 7224 and encodes 2407 amino acids.